AUGGACACCAGUCAAGACGCAACCCCGACCGCUGGCGAAGGGCAUGGUCAACUAGGAAGUAACCACCAGACCGCCGACCAACAGACGGCAAACAACAUCAAAGUUCAGGACUACAUCGAUAACACGGACCGGGAAACAGAGUCACAUGCCCAUGAUGCCUCCAACAGCUCGGCGAAUGCCGAUGGCAGCUCCUCGGCUGUUACUUCUCCCACGAACCUGUCAUCAUGGAGCACAUCGUCCGAUCGACAACUAGGCCAUGGAAGCGCACAAGAUCCCGAAGACCGCGUUUUCCCUAUUCGUUCCGUCAUCAGCGUCGGCCCAGCCGUUACACCGACAGUCAAUGAUGAUAUUUGCGCGCGUCGUAGAAUGUCUCUGUCCGAGGGUCAUGGGACUACGAUGGGCGGAAGGUCAAACACCGCGGCAGCAACAGGAAAUAACGCGACUUCCACCUGUCCACAUGCGUCCACAGUUCCAACUAGCAGAGCAAGCGCCGUCGACGUCGAAAGUAGGCCCACAAUCAGUCAGAGUCAGUCAUCUAUCUCACAACCCGAUGGCGGCUCCAUUUUCAGUUCAUCAUCCACGGGCACCAUGCGACAACAACGUCGCAUGAAUACCAUGACGGGUUCCCUAUCCAGUGUCCAGGCCGAUGCAGACAGAUAUGGAAAUAAUCGGUCUAUAGAACUCACCCUGAGGGAUUCGUCCGAGGAAGAGUCCGAUGGCGGCGCAGACGGCAGCGGAGGCGGCGAUGACCAGGGUACAACAGGGGAACCCUCGUCUGCUGGCAGGAAAUCUCCUGACACUCUUCCCGAGACACACUUCACACCUCGCUUCAAACAUGUCGUGACUGAGGAGGGCCAUGCUGUGAUUACUGGUCGAGAUGGGCAGCUACAGCGGUGCGAAGAUGAACCAAUCCAUGCGCCGGGCGCCGUACAGGGCUUCGGAUUGAUGGUGGUCAUCCAGGAAGAACAAGACGGCCGCUUCAUUGUGCGAUUCGUGAGCGAGAACUCCAAAAGAAUUAUCGGCUACACCCCACAAGAGCUCUUCCGACUGAACAACUUCCUCGACAUCUUCACUGAUGAACAGGCUGAGAACCUGCUGGAUCAUGUUGAUUUCAUUACGGACGAGGACUCGGAUCCGGCCGUCAACGGCCCCGAAGUUUUCAGUCUCUCCAUCCGAUUUCCCAAGGCCAAAAGUUCCGUCAAGCUAUGGUGCGCAAUCCAUGUACAUCCAUCACGCCCCGAACUGACUAUCUGCGAAUUUGAACUCGACGACGACCACGAUUACCCAUUGCGACCCCCCGAGGAGGAUUAUCCGGACACACCCGAAGAUACCCUACAGUCGAAUCCUACAACAGAAGAGCUCACCGAAAGCACAGAGAUCUUGAGCAAGCCACUACGAGUCUUGCGCAGUGCACGCAGGCGAAGAGGCGAGGCAGGAGCAAUGCGAGUGUUUGAUAUCAUGAGCCAAGUACAGGAGCAGUUGGCAAACGCUCCCAACCUGGAAAAGUUUUUAAAGAUCUUGGUUGGCAUUGUCAAGGAGUUGACGGGCUUCCACCGGGUCAUGAUCUAUCAAUUUGACUCCUCGUUUAACGGCAAGGUCGUCACCGAGCUUGUUGACCCGAUGCAAACAAGAGAUCUGUACAAGGGACUACACUUCCCGGCUACAGACAUCCCCAGACAGGCACGCGAACUCUACAAGCUCAACAAGGUACGAUUACUGUACGACCGAGACGUCGAGAGCGCGAGAAUUGUUUGCCGAACGCCUGAAGAUUUGGAAACCCCGUUGGACAUGACGCACUCCUACCUUCGUGCAAUGUCGCCAAUCCACCUGAAAUAUCUUGCUAACAUGGCAGUGCGCUCUUCCAUGUCCAUCUCAAUCAACGCCUUUGGCGACCUUUGGGGUUUGAUUGCGUGCCAUUCCUACGGGCCCAAGGGGAUGAGAGUCUCCUUUCCCAUACGAAAAAUGUGCCGACUUGUUGGCGACACAGUCUCGAGAAACAUAGAGCGUUUGUCGUAUGCUUCUCGUCUCCAAGCCCGCAAGCUUAUCAACACAGUGCCCACCGACAAGAACCCGUCGGGCUAUAUAAUCGCUUCUUCGGAUGACUUGCUCAAACUGUUCGAUGCCGACUUCGGAAUGCUUUCAAUACGCGAGGAGACCAAGAUUCUGGGCAAGAUCGAGCAGUCGCAGGAGGCACUGGCUAUGCUAGAGUAUCUGCGGCUGCGCAAGUUCUCAUCUGUGGUCACCUCGCAGGACGUCAAGAUCGACUUCCCGACCUUCGUUAUCCACCAGGGAUUCCAAGUCAUUGCCGGUCUUUUGUACGUGCCCUUGAGCGUCGGUGGGAGCGAUUUCAUUGUCUUCUUCCGCAAGGGUCAAGUCAGGGAAGUAAAGUGGGCGGGCAAUCCACACGAAAAGAACAUCCAAGCUGGUUCCGCCGCGUACCUGGAGCCCAGAAAGAGUUUCAAGGUCUGGUACGAGACAGUUAUCGGCAAGUCUCGCGAAUGGUCGGAGGAGCAGGUUGAAACCGCGGCAGUGCUUUGCUUGGUGUACGGAAAGUUCAUCGAGGUUUGGAGGCAAAAGGAGGCAGCCUUGCAGAGCAGUCGGCUCACUCGACUACUACUCGCAAACUCGGCACACGAAGUGCGCACGCCGCUCAACGCUAUAAUCAACUACCUGGAAAUUGCACUUGAAGGCUCCCUCGACCAGGAGACCAGGGAAAAUCUUGCAAGAUCGCAUUCAGCCUCAAAAUCCUUGAUAUACGUUAUUAACGAUUUGCUCGAUCUGACCAAGACAGAAGAAGGGAAGGAUCUGAUCAAGGACGAGGUUUUCGAUCUACUUGCGUGUAUACGUGAAGCUACGGAGGCUUUCAGUCAUGAUGCGAAGCGGAAGGGCAUCACAUACAAGGUCAUUGAGCACCCCGGGCUCCCUCGCCUCGUAUCUGGAGACCAGAGGCGUAUCCGACAGGCAGUUUCCAACAUCACAGCAAAUGCGGUUAAGCACACAUCUGAAGGAUUUGUCAAGAUUGAGUUAUACGUAGCAGAAGUGAUGGAUAAUCGGGUUCGCAUCGAGAUUGUGGUGCAGGACUCAGGCAAGGGCAUGAGCAACGCCCAACUGGAUGCGCUUUUCAGAGAGCUGGAACAAGUCGACACGGACCUUGGAUUCGAAUCAUCUGACGAACGCGGCGACGAUAAGUCGCAAAGCGGUAAAACGCUCGGCCUCGGUCUUGCAGUUGUCGCCAGAAUUCUGCGAAAUAUGGAUGGCCAACUCCGCCUAAAGUCUGAGGUUGGCAAGGGAUCGAGAUUCGUGAUUCAAUUGCCCUUCGACCUUCCCGAGGAGGGAAAAAGCCGAGAUGUUGUGGCGGCAAACAGUGGUCACGUCGCACAGGCAUCCAUCGGUUCUAGUAACGCCUCGAUUUCCGCGGCGUCCAUAUCAACCCAGAUGCAAGACGGCGAAGUGAUGCUGGUUGACCGCAGCAACAACGGCAGUUCAUGGUCUGUCAACAACGCGAGUACUUCGCUGGCGUCCAAGAAGAGCUAUGACGACAACCAGAGCAUCGCAAGUAAAGGCAGCGGACGAAGCCAGCUCAGCAAUGCGGACAGGCUUAUUGGCGCCAUUCAGAACCCCCUCACACUAGGCGAGCCCGAGCCAGAAAGCGUUUCUCAACACAGGAGGGGCUCGCACGGUCACUACCACGGCCCAGCUUCCAGUCUUCUCGGACCCUCUAAGGGGCGGUCCGUCAGUCCAGGGAGCCGAAAGCGGCCAGAUGGUCCUGCACGGUCGGUCUCGUCGCCGAACACUAAGAAGGUUACGCCUCGAAGCCAAAAACCAACGUCAGAAGUUGCGGAGCAUUCUGAGCCACCAGCAGCAUCACAGGGGUUGCAGUAUGUGACUGAUAGCAGGGUUCCCAUUAAGCCGGUGAAGCUGCCGGACGAAAUGUUUGACAAGCUCGUGGUCCCGCCGCCAAGCACGUCAAAGGUGCUCUUUGAAAUCAAAGAUGCUGUGGCGGAUAAGAAAGCGAAAGCAGCACCACGUUCUGCGGUCAAGGAAAUACCACGGUCUGUGCCAUUACAACCACCCGCGCCCGUCACGUCCGUGCCUGCGCAACCCCCGCAGCCCGCCAAACAAGCCUCAGCACCAAACAGCAAGUUGCAAGUUCUGGUUGCGGAAGAUGACCCCAUCAACGUCAAGGUGCUGCGCAAGAGACUCGAGAAGGCCGGGUACAAAGUAACUCACGCUUUGAACGGCGAGGAUUGCGCAGCUGUAUAUGAAGACAAGCCCAUGGAGUUUGACGUGGUCUUGAUGGAUAUGCAGAUGCCAAUCGUCGAUGGCCUUACUAGUACCAGGAUGAUCCGCGGCUUUGAGAAAUCCGCCCGGCACGGCAACGGCCAGCAGCUGUCGGCCAUCAUCUCGGAUCACGGCCGCGUGCCCAUCUUCGCCGUCUCAGCCUCUUUAGUCGAGCACAAAAAGGAUACGUACGUUGACGCUGGUUUUGAUGGUUGGAUCCUCAAGCCCAUCGAUUUCAAACGCCUCGAGACUUUGUUACAGGGAAUCACGGACGAUAAAGUCCGGAAUGACGCGCUUUAUGUGCCCGGCGAGUGGGAGCGGGGUGGCUGGUUUGGCAGGAAGGGCAUGGGCCAUAUGGGCCAGAAACAGCAGAUAUACCACCAGAAGGAGCACCGGCAGAGGGAGCAAAGGCGGGAGCGGGAGGAAAACAAAGAGAAGCAGGAUAAGCAGCGGGAGCAGGAGGAAAAGAAAGAGAAGCAGGAUAAGCAGCGGGAGCAGGAGAAGGAAACUGACGCUGCGGUAGAUGAUGACGGUGAGCAAGCGCAAACAGAACCGGAGCCGCCCAAGAGGAUGCUUGAUGUAUAA
Molecule: messenger RNA, 4866 nt
Organism: Sordaria macrospora k-hell
Lineage: Eukaryota; Fungi; Ascomycota; Sordariomycetes; Sordariales; Sordariaceae
Biological process (GO): phosphorelay signal transduction system; regulation of DNA-templated transcription; detection of visible light
Molecular function (GO): phosphorelay sensor kinase activity; protein binding
Source: RefSeq, a predicted model, not a curated record